CCAACCUUCUGGAGCACGAAUGCAACUGUGAACCUCGAACGAACAUGGGCUCUAUCACUGUAGCCAUCGCUGGUGGCACCGGAAACCUUGGCUACAAGAUUGUCCAGGCGCUGUUGUCAGACCAACUGCGCCCGCGCUUCCGCGAGCUGGUCGUCUUGGCUCGCAACGAGUCAGAGAAAACCGCCAGCCUUGAAUCAAAAGGAGCAACAAUUAGGCUGUACUCCGAGGGUAACCUCAAGUCUGCCCUUGAAGGAGUCAAUGUCUUGAUCAACACAGUCGGUGCGACAGGCCACCAUUUCAAAGAGCAGCUGCUCCGCGCCCUGCCGCAAUCCUCCGUGAAGCUCUACUUCCCAUCCGAGUUUGGGGUUGAUCACUACGUGCACGACUUUGCGCACGACGAGUGGGAUGCCAAGAAAAAUCACAUACGCCUGGCCGAGGAGCUGAUCCCUGAGAUACGCGUUUGCCGCGUCUUCCCCGGCCUCUUUCUGGAGGACUCGGUUGGGCCUUGGUUUGGCUUCCACACAAAGCUGAAUAAGUACGAGGCUGUGGGCAGCCCGGACGAGCCGACGUCCUACACAAGCAUGCACGACGUGGGACGCGCCCUCGCUGCUCUGGCGGUGUUGCCUCCCGGUGAAGUUCCUGAAAAGGUGCACCUCGCUGGCAGCACCAAAUCAGUCGCAGAGAUCGCCAGGAUUAUGGAGCAGGCGAGCGAGGACCAGAAGCCGAUCGAGGUUACGACCCUUGAUUUGCACCCCUACAAGGCCAAUCUUUUAGCCAACCCGGAGCCGAUGCCUGAGAAGUACCUACGGUUCUUGAUGGGGGAGGGUCUUAUCAACCACACUGCCGGUGGUCUUGGGAACGAUAAUUCGAUUAUGGAAGGGGAUGGGGGCUUUGAAAGGUGGAAGUCGAUGAAAGAUUUGGCUCUCGAAACCAAAGGCAAGCCUUGGGCUGACUAUCAGUAA
Verticillium dahliae VdLs.17 is the source of this 962-nucleotide messenger RNA. RefSeq names its product isoflavone reductase family protein. The coding region runs from base 45 to 962 and encodes 305 amino acids. The record is from RefSeq and is a predicted model, not a curated record. Lineage: Eukaryota; Fungi; Ascomycota; Sordariomycetes; Glomerellales; Plectosphaerellaceae. The transcript is spliced from 2 exons.